AUGUCAAAGGCGAUGAUAAGCGAUGACAGCGAAUAUAUUUUAGGGAACCUGAUUGUCUAUGAGCAUACUCAGUUACUUGUUGAGAGAUAUGUUACAUCAUAUGUAUGUGCCAUGGAUAUGUUAAUCAAUACUCCAGAGGAUGUUGCCCUGUUGGUAAAAUCAAAAGUCCUUGUAAGCUUUUUUGGUUCGAAUGAGGAAGCUGCAGAUAUGAUAAACAAGUUAUGCAAAAACAUUCCGUUCACAAUGUAUUACAAACAACAGUGGGAAGAAAUGGAUGUCUACUACAAUAGUUAUUGGCCCCAUACUCUUGCAGGGUUGAAGAGUACAUAUUUCAAUAAUCCAUGGAGUAUCAUUGCUCUGGUUGCUGCAUUUGUCCUGUUUGCUCUAACUGUGGUUCAGACCAUCUUUACCAUCAAGUCCGCAUAUGGGACCAGUGUAGCUAGUAAUUAG
Lactuca virosa is the source of this 450-nucleotide messenger RNA. The record is from the annotation of a GenBank genome assembly. Lineage: Eukaryota; Viridiplantae; Streptophyta; Magnoliopsida; Asterales; Asteraceae.